GCACUAAGCACAGAGCAAAUUAACUCAUUCCCACAAAAGACAUAAAAUCAAUCAGGAAGAGAUGACAGGCUCUGGCUCUCCUUGUGGUGCUUGCAAAUUCUUGAGGAGGAAGUGUGUGAGGGGUUGUGUUUUUGCUCCUUACUUCUGCCAUGAACAAGGAGCUUCCCAUUUUGCAGCCAUUCACAAGGUUUUUGGUGCUAGCAAUGUCUCCAAACUCCUUGCUCAACUCCCGGUGAGCGAACGCUGCGAGGCCGCCGUUACAAUCUCGUACGAAGCUCAAGCCAGGCUUCAAGACCCCAUUUAUGGAUGUGUCUCCCAUAUUUUUGCUCUCCAACAACAGGUUGUGAAUCUACAAGCACAACUAGCUUCUCUCAAGGAACAAGCAGCCAGGAGCUUUACCAAUUGCUCCACCAAUGCAAACUCUAGUGAAAGAUUUUGUGGGAAGUUUCCUUCUUACCCACAAGAUGUUCAAAGCUGGUUUCAAUCACAAAAUCCCGACAUGAUCCCCCAAUUGGAUCCCAAUACAGCUAGUAAUUUCGGGAACAAUGUCCCGUUUUACGAAAACGGGAUUGCGAAUCAGAACCCCAUGGGGAAUUAUGAGAACCAAAUGAAAGUAGAAGAAAAUGUGUCAUUUUCCAGCUUUGAAGAGGGUUCUUCCCAUCACUCCAUGGAUUCCCUUGAUGUGCAAGCAAACUAUAGGCAAUGGCCGCUACAAGACGACGACGAGCUUCAGUCGAUCGCGUUCGGGUAUGUUCAGCAAUGGUCAUGUGCAAAAUGAGGCUAGAAAUCCAGAGAAAAAGGAAAAUGGCAUGGGUGAAGAUGAUCUGCUCUGUCAAUUUUGGAAUGUUAUGCACUUUUGGCUGCCAUAAAUAAACUAUAUAAGCCCUAGAAAAUGUCUAUAGAAUCAAAGAAACCCUAGCUAGCUAUUUAAAAUCUACCCUAUUACUAUGAUUGUUUUUCUUAGAUCUUGUGUAAUCUGGGAUCUGGUGUCAGAUUCUCUGACAUAUUAGGUUUUGCUUCAAGAUAAUGCCUUUGUUUA
Messenger RNA from Rhododendron vialii, 1039 nucleotides. Its product is annotated as LOB domain-containing protein 14-like. The coding region runs from base 62 to 778 and encodes 238 amino acids. Gene Ontology annotation, cellular component: nucleus. The transcript is spliced from 2 exons. The record is from RefSeq and is a predicted model, not a curated record. Lineage: Eukaryota; Viridiplantae; Streptophyta; Magnoliopsida; Ericales; Ericaceae. Gene Ontology annotation, biological process: hormone-mediated signaling pathway; positive regulation of DNA-templated transcription.